AUGAAUCGAAGUCCGGUUCUUGCCGACUGGGAUGUGGACGGUGAUAUGGGCACGGGGCGCGUUCCUCCCCAAGACACGACAUCAGGCAAUGCGCACCACGAUGCGCUUUUGCCCGCGAUCUGGUUCCCCGUCGAUGCCGACAAGUCGGAUGCAAUGAUGUCGGCCAUGAUUGAUCGCGUGUCCAUGUGCGCGGCGUAUGGGAUGGUCGCUGCAUCCGCGGCGAGAAUGGAGGGCGACACGGAUCAGAAGACGGCGAAGGUCGCACAGGCGCUGUCGGCCUCCGCUUGCGCCCUGUGGUGCUUAGUCGAUGGCGACGGCGCCCAGGUGGCUGAUGCCGUCCGCGAAGGGAAGGCGGCGGCGAUGUUGGUCGGCGCCAGCGAGACUACCGCCGCCGAGUUCAAGAAGGUCAUGACGGCGGUGCUGGAGGCCGCGAUCAGCAGGCAGCAACCCCUUGGGGAGGUUGCGCACAACGUCGCACCGGCGCUGGAGUCCACCGCUCUGGCCAAAGCCUAUCCGGGGUUGGAUGUUGAAGCCGAGGCCAAACUGAUCGCACGAGCGACGGUGGAAACCCUCGCGUUCUGGGGAAUGUGCCCCGUGGAUGGGCCGAAACACAGGAAGAUCGGCAUCGCGGUGCCGCUUGACGCGCAGAUGGAGUACGACAUCGAACACAGGGGGAGGAAGAGGCCGAGGGGCAAGCAGGGCAAGGACAGCUCGGGGAAGAAGGGGAAGAAGGGCAGAGCGGGCAAGGACAGCACGGCGGCGUAG
This is a messenger RNA of Closterium sp. NIES-65, 765 nucleotides long. The record is from the annotation of a GenBank genome assembly. Lineage: Eukaryota; Viridiplantae; Streptophyta; Zygnematophyceae; Desmidiales; Closteriaceae.